AUGGAGUGGAAUAGAGGCCACCCCAUAGGCCAUGGUUCAUCGGCCACCGUCUCCCUCGCCACUAAAUCUGGCGGCAUCUUCGCCGUGAAGUCAUCGGAGCUAUCUCAGUCAAAGCCUUUGAAGAGAGAACAGAGAAUUCUCUCUUCUUUAUGUAGUCCUUAUGUGAUAACCUACAAAGGGUGUGACAUUACCAUGGAAAACAACACGCUCUUGUACAAUCUCUUCAUGGAGCACAUGCCCUUUGGCACGCUUGUUCAGGAAACUCGCCGGCACGGUGGCCGGCUCGACGAGCCCGCGAUAGCUUGCUACACAAGGCAAGUUAUGCUGGGGCUAGAGUAUUUGCAUUCAAAUGGGUUGGUGCAUUGUGACAUCAAGGGUGCCAAUAUCUUGAUUGGUGAAGAUGGGGCUAAAGUUUGUGACUUUGGAUGUGCUAGGAGUGUUAACUAUGCCGCGUCUGUGGCGCCGCCGCCAAUCGGUGGCACGCCGAUUUUUAUGGCGCCGGAGGUGGCGCGUGGGGAAGAACAAGGUUGUCCUUGUGAUAUAUGGUCACUUGGGUGCACUGUGAUUGAAAUGGCCACUGGUGCUUUACCUUGGUCUAAUGUGGCAAACCCAGUUUCAGUUCUUUACCAUAUAGCAUAUUCCGGUGAGGUGCCUGAGAUUCCUUGUUUUCUAUCUGAACAAGCAAAGGAUUUCUUGGGGAAGUGCUUAAGGAGGAAUCCACGAGAGAGGUGGACAACUAGCCAACUUCUGAAGCAUCCCUUUCUUGUGGAAUUAUGUUCCAACAAUAAGCAAGUUGUGGAAUCUAAUUCAAGUUCCCCAACAAGUAUUCUUGAGCAAGGGUUUUGGAGUUCUGUGGAAGAAUCAGAAAGCCUUGGCAAUUUGAUUCAAAAAACAUGUUUUCGAAAAUCUCCUGCUGGCAGGGUCAGAAUGUUAGGUUUGUGUUCAGGUGAACCUUGUUGGGCAGGGCAUAAUGAUGAUGAUGAUGAGAAUUGGAUCACAAUAAGAGGGAAUGAGGGAAGGGGUGAAGUUGAAGCUUUUGACAAUUGUGGGUCUGAGACAGCUUCAACUAGUGGUGUGUCGGCUCUGAAAGAGUUGGUAAAAAGCAAUGUCAGUGAUAGAUUUAGUGGGCAUUUUUGUCAGGAUCACAAUUGUAGGGAUGCUAGUGUUGUAGUUAGUAAUCUCAAUUUUGAGAAUGGCAUUGCUAAGAUGCUACUCCAUUCAACAUUAGAUUUUUUAUAA
This is a messenger RNA of Gastrolobium bilobum, 1239 nucleotides long. RefSeq names its product mitogen-activated protein kinase kinase kinase 18-like. The transcript has a single exon. Lineage: Eukaryota; Viridiplantae; Streptophyta; Magnoliopsida; Fabales; Fabaceae. Gene Ontology annotation, molecular function: ATP binding; protein kinase activity. The coding region runs from base 1 to 1239 and encodes 412 amino acids. The record is from RefSeq and is a predicted model, not a curated record. Gene Ontology annotation, biological process: protein phosphorylation.